CUUCGCCAUAUAUACUCCCUUUGACGUCCCCUUUAAAGGCCGAUACAACCACCACCGCCACCACAACACCACCAGUCAUGGAGAUGAUAGAGAGGAUCCUGUCCAAACCCGUCGCCAAACCCUACCGUUCUCGAAAGAUCGACCCCACCAUACAGCCAUAUCUGAACAGGUUCGGCCAGGUAGACUUUGCCCCCGGCGAUAUCGAAAACCCCAAAGAAUGGUCGACCGUCCGCCGAUGGUACUGCACGCUCGUGGGCGUCGUGCUGGUGUGCAAUGCCACAUUUGCUUCGUCCAGCCCCUCGGGGUCUCUGCGCGGCAUUGCUAGAGAGUUCCACGUGUCCGAGGUCGCAGCCGGGCUCGUCAUCACCCUCUUUCUGCUUGGAUACGUGGCGGGGCCCCUGAUAUUUGCUCCCUUGUCCGAGUUCUACGGACGGAGAUACGUCUUCUACGUGACGUUCACCCUCUAUGUGGUGUUCAACUUCCUCUGCGCCUUUGCGCCCAACUUUGCCUCCUUACUCAUUGGACGUUUGUUGACCGGCACAUUCGCGAGCGCCCCUUUGACCAACGCUCCUGGAGUGCUUGCCGAUGUCUGGGGUCCGGUCGAACGUGGGAACGCAAUGGCGAUAUUCAGCAUGAUGACCUUCAUCGGCCCUGCCAUCGGGCCUGUGAUUUCCGGGUUCCUCGAGCUCAAGGAAGAUUGGAGAUGGUCGUUCUACGUGCUGCUAUGGCUGGGAGGGGCGACGGAAUUGCUGAUGUUCACCAUCCCCGAAACAUACCCCCCGCUCGUCCUGAUCAACAAGGCCCGUCGACUGAGGGCCACCGGAAUUCCCGAAUACCAAGAGCUGCAAGCCCCCGCUGAAGCGGAGGGGCGACGACUGGCCGAUAUGUUCAAGGUCGCAUUGGUCCGACCCUGGCAGAUCCUCUUCGACACGAUCUCGAUGCUGAUCGCCGUCUACAUCUCGGUGGUCUAUCUGCUCCUCUACAUGCUCUUCACAAUCUAUCCCAUUGUGUUCCAGGAGAAGCGAGGAUGGAACUCUGGCGUGGGCGAGCUACCUCUGGUCGGAACGGUUAUCGGAGCAUGCAUCGGCGGAAGCAUCAUUUUCUACGUCUCGUCGCGGGACAAGAAACGAAUGCUGGCUGGGGUACCGCGCAAACCCGAGGACCGAUUGCCAGUCGCGAUGAUAGGCGGCAUCAUGUUUGCCGUGACGAUGUUUUGGUUUGCCUGGACCGCCAACUUCAACAGCAUCCACUGGAUCGUCCCCACCAUCGCCGGCACGUUCUUGUCGACUUCCAUCCUCCUCAUCUUCGUCGCGUACCUCAACUACCUCACCGACACUUACCUGAUGUACACGGCCAGCGCAAUGGCCGCCAACACCAUCUGUCGCUCGGCUUGUGGAGCCGCUGCACCCCUUUUCACGAAUCAAAUGUUCACCGCGCUAGGAGUUGGCGGCGGCGGCUCGCUGAUCGCGGGCGUUGCCUGCCUCCUCGCACCGAUUCCUUUCAUCUUCUACAAGUACGGCGCGCGAAUCCGACAACGGAGUCGCUUCGCUCCCACCGACCCCCCUCAACCCCGAGACGAGGAAAGUCAGGACGAAAAGCCUAAAGAGCCCAUUGACGUGGAAACCCCGUCAAGUUCGAGCUCCGCCUCAUCGAUCGCCAGUCUCCGUUCGGGGACAUCUUCACCACUCGGUGCCGAGUCCUCGGCGGCUGUCAUCGAGGAAAAGACGGGUGACUCAGAAGCAGAACCUCGCCACGAGCCCGGAGAGGGAGCCGGCGACAAGAAGGAGUUUGCUUGAGCCGGAUUUCUCUUGUUGCGACUCUGAUGGACAAGCUGGAGUUUGUUGGCCUGGCCUGAUUCGUGGGAUACUGGUAUUCGGAUAGAACUCGCCUCCCUUAAGUCCGCAAACGAGGCGCUGGGCCAUGUGGGAUUUUGAUUUUCACCGACUCCACCUCGAAAUUGAAUUCGGAUCAUUCCGACAACUCCGUCAGGAAAAUGCCUACGGGGGUUGUGAUUUGUGGCGCAACGCUGGGACAGUGGUGACUGUGACUCAUAGAGGAUGGAUGGAUGGAUGGAUGGAUUUAAGGAUUGGUUUUAUGAAUCACCGCACUUUGUACACAACUAUUGGGGCAGGUUUUAUCCAGCGUUUCGAAUUCUCUUUUUUGGGGGGGUUCUUGCGCUACGACGCUACAUGCAUGGCGAUGGCGCAAUCAGAAGCAGUUUUUCGUGUCUUUGAGCGAAUGUGGCUACACUGACGAUGAUGAUGGAAUGGACUUUUUCGGGCAAAAAAAAGUAUCCUUGUCAGGAGGGAACCAACCCUCUUCCCAUCCAGGUCCGAUUAUCCCGUGUAUAGGUAAAUUGGGCACAUAUAUUUUGCCAUGUAUCUAGGAAGGGA
Cladophialophora immunda is the source of this 2393-nucleotide messenger RNA. RefSeq lists its product as uncharacterized. Gene Ontology annotation, molecular function: transmembrane transporter activity. The coding region runs from base 78 to 1796 and encodes 572 amino acids. The record is from RefSeq and is a predicted model, not a curated record. Gene Ontology annotation, biological process: transmembrane transport. The transcript has a single exon. Lineage: Eukaryota; Fungi; Ascomycota; Eurotiomycetes; Chaetothyriales; Herpotrichiellaceae.